Phytophthora nicotianae INRA-310 is the source of this 4515-nucleotide messenger RNA. RefSeq lists its product as hypothetical. The transcript has a single exon. Gene Ontology annotation, molecular function: actin filament binding; microfilament motor activity; ATP binding. The record is from RefSeq and is a predicted model, not a curated record. Gene Ontology annotation, cellular component: actin cytoskeleton; vesicle; cytoplasm. Lineage: Eukaryota; Oomycota; Peronosporomycetes; Peronosporales; Peronosporaceae. Gene Ontology annotation, biological process: actin filament organization; vesicle transport along actin filament. Bases 177 to 4400 code for a protein of 1407 amino acids.
GAUCGUGUGGGGUUGUGGGCCGGGCAGCUUUACUGCUCGAUGCGAUCGAGGUGCGCCGACUGACUCCCUCACACAAUAACGGCCCGCCCGGCAGAGUGCACGAAGAAGCCCGAGCACCUUCCCAUCCAGUAGUAGGCGGCAAGAGGCACCACCGAGGCGCAGUGUCCAAUUCGACCAUGGACGUGGGCGCAGAGGUGGAAGUGCAGGUAGCUCCGCAGAAAUGGCGACGCGCACAGGUCAUCGACCGCUAUGUGAGUCCCAUCGAGGCGUCGGGCGCCGUGAUCGUCGUCAAAUUCGAGGACGGCAGCGUGGCGGAGCGAGGCGUACCGGCCGAUGUGAACCAGGACGCGCCUGAUGUGCGUCUGCUCACUCCCGGUCAGGGCCAGCGCUUCGAUGUGGAUGACCUUACCCAACUCAUCGAGCUAGACGAGACGACGAUCCUUUCGGCGCUCGAGACGCGCUUCGCUGAGCACAAGAUCUACACCAACACAGGAGCCAUUCUACUGGCUGUAAACCCCUUCCAGAAGAUCGCCAAUGUCUACAGUAAAGACACAUUGGCCAAGUAUUUGUUGUCUUACGAGUCCAGGAGCUCCUCGAUGCGCAGCGACCCCAUGCCUCCGCAUAUCUAUCAAGUGGCCGGAGAGGCCUACAAGGCCAUGAUGUUAGGACUAAACGGCGUUAUGAGCGAUCAGAGUAUCCUCGUGAGUGGAGAGAGUGGCAGUGGCAAGACCGAGAGCACCAAAUUCCUCAUGGAGUACCUCGCACAAGCAGGCGCGAAUAAUCUAGCAGCGUCUGUUGCUGGCAAAAUCCCAGAAGGCAUCGCCGCCAAAGUGUUGCAGACCAAUAUUCUGCUCGAGUCUUUCGGUAACGCACGCACUCUUCGCAACGAUAACUCGAGUCGAUUCGGCAAAUUUAUCAAGCUGCACUUCACUAGCGGCGGCAGACUCACAGGUGCCAGUAUCCAGACAUAUUUGCUCGAAAAAGUGCGUCUGGUGUCGCAGUCCAAGGGCGAGAGGAAUUACCACAUCUUUUACGAAAUGGCGAUCGGCGCAGCCCCAGCAGCUCGUAAGCGCUGGUUCCUGGAUCCUCCAAAGGGCCAUCUGAUGCCUCCAGGAGAUCACGGGGAAGUCACAGACGCCACGCGCCAGUUCCUUCAUUAUCGGUAUUUAAACCAGAGCGAGUGUUAUGAACGUCGUGAUGGAGUAAAAGACUCGGAUAUGUUCCGACGAGUCAUGGACGCUAUGGACAUUGUGGGCUUCACACAGGCGGAACGUGCAGGUAUUUUCGACAUCCUCGCGGCGCUCAUGCACAUUGGGAAUUUAUCAUUUGAGCACGACGAGAACAGCGACAGAUUAGGACAAUCAAUGGGGCCUGGAGCGGGUAAAUCCGACUUGGCUCCAAGUUGCAUCUGGUCUCGUGACGCAGCAGCUACGCUGAUGGCUGUGGACGCGACUAAACUGGAGCGAGCGCUGAGUGUGCGUCGUAUCCGAGCCGGUACUGAUUUCGUGAGUAUGAAGCUGUCGGCAGCGCAGGCUAACAACGCACGUGACGCGCUGGCCAAGGCUUUGUAUGGACGUUUGUUCGACUGGAUGGUGAAGAAGAUCAACCACUUCCUUCGAAUGGAUGACAGCGAGAAAGCCAAGGGCGGACUGCAUUUCAUAGGCAUUCUCGACAUUUUCGGCUUCGAAGUGUUCCCGAAGAACUCGUUCGAGCAGCUUUGUAUCAACUUUGCCAACGAGACGCUACAGCAACAGUUUAACGACUACGUUUUCAAGGCCGAACAGCGCGAGUAUGAGUCGCAAGGUGUCGACUGGAAGUACAUUGAGUUCUGCGAUAACCAGGACUGCGUGAACCUCAUUUCGCAGCGACCGACGGGCAUUCUGUCGCUUAUUGACGAGGAGUGUGUGAUGCCUAAAGGAAGUGACACGACGUUAGCGUCCAAGCUUUAUCGCGCCUGUGGCAGCCACCCCCGCUUCGAGGCUUCCAGAAUUCAACGUGCACGGGGCCUGUUCACUAUUGUACACUAUGCAGGCCACGUGGAGUACUCGUCCGAUGGAUUUUUGGAGAAGAACAAGGAUGUUCUGCACCAAGAAGCAGUGGAUAUGCUGGUGUAUUCCACACGAGAAGACAGCUUUACUCGCACCUUGUGUGAAGGCUUGGGUGGUUCUCGUGACCGUGCCAAGUCUUCUCCGCGUCAACGUGCACAAACCAGCAAGAACCGAGGCGCGAGUGUUGGUCUUCAGUUCAAGGAGCAGUUGACAACGUUGCUGGAAACGUUGCAAAGCACCAACCCGCACUACGUACGUUGUCUCAAGCCCAAUGAGCUGUGCAAAGCAGGGAUUUACGAGCGUGAACGUGUGCUGAACCAACUGCGUUGCAACGGUGUGAUGGAGGCUGUUCGUGUGGCCAGAGCAGGGUAUCCGAUUCGCUUACCACACGAUGUGUUCGUCGCCAGAUAUUUCAGUUUAAAGAGGUCCAAGAAUCCGCUGCUAGCUAAGAAACAGGGAACUUCCUUUGGACUGCCCGAUACGGACUCGGACGAGGGCAUGGCUGUCAUUAGUAGUGAAGCUAAGGAGCUACUGAAGGAGCUGCUGGAUGUGAUCCCCAAGGAGAACGAUGCGAACCCUCAAGGCGCCUGUGAACGACCAGAUCAAGGCCAGUUCACGACCAAGUGUAUCUCAGUGGGCAUCCAGAUGGGGUUCACGAAAAUGUUCAUGAAGAAGCCGACGUACGAAUUCCUCGAGGAAAUGCGCUCCCAGCGUCUACAUCGUCACAUGAUCAAGAUUUUCUACGCUGUCUUGUGUGUGACUGCCCGUGCGCGCUACUUGAAAUACCUUCAUGCUGUGAAGACAUUUCAGAUUCGAUUCCGAUACAAGAAACAGCAGAAAUUGCGUCGUCGACGGCAGAUUAUGAUGACCCGGAAGAGGAAUGCAGGCAAGGUACAGGGAUUUAUCCGGACGGUGGUGCAGCGUAAGAAGUUCGUGUGCUUUCUCGCGGUUGUACGGUUGUUGCAAUGCCGCUUCAGAUACCGUCGACGAAUGCGUGCUAAACGUACAGAGGCUGAUAAGGCGAGGAAACUGGCGAAUUUGAAGCGCGAGCAGCAGAUGCAGGCUGUGACGCAGUACACGGAGAGCUCCACGGCGUCUUCGGACUCGUCUCCGCGGUCCGUUACGUCGCAUUCCAACGAUAUCGAAGGUUCUGGUUUCUCGGAUGUGUCGUCGGACUACUCGGAUGAUAUGUUCACGUAUAACGACAACUUCCCCAAGCACAACCUCAACACUGUGGACGAACAGAGCAGUCAAUUGAUGCCUCGUGCGUCUCACCGCGUCUCUCUUAGGAAGUCCCAGUCGAUUGACUCCAUCACCCCCAUGGGCGGAUUCCGAGCGUCCCAGAUGCACAACACUCACGGUAGUCAAGGCCAAUUGGUCCACACACCGGGAUCGAGGUCACGCUUGCCCUCACGGAAGUCCUCGUUCCGUAACACUCGGUCGUCUCGUGCUGUGGCGCUCCCGAGACUGGAUGUCAUCCAACAUACGUCUUGGGUCAAUGACGAAGACCGCUUCAGUUGUCAUAUCUGCAACAAGCGCUUCAACAUGUUCAAGCGCAAACACCACUGCAGAGCGUGUGGCGAGGUUAUCUGCAACAGCUGCUCGUUGUAUCACCGGAUCCAGUCCCGGUCCAUGCGUGUUUGUGUGUCCUGUGUAGCGUUCCAUUCGCUGGACAGCCCCACAUCGGCUGGAUCCACGGGUUUCCUACGUCCUGGCGGCGGUAGUGCUCACUCGUCCAACUCCAGUCGCAAGACGUCGAAUGGCUCCGCUCCGGACCGCAACCGGAGCAGUACACUCAGCAGUGGCAUGUGGCUCAACCCGUGGCCGGAACCGCCCUACCCUGUGGACGAAGAGGAACGAUUGACUGUACUACGCGAGCUCAACAUCCGCGAACUUGGGCUAUCUGGCAAGUUCAACAUGUACUGUGAAGUUGCCGCCAAGACGAUGAAAUGUCCGAUUGCGUAUGUUAGUAUCAUCGAGGACGAAGAGCAACUGCUGGUGGCAAAUAUCGGCAUGGCGCACACGACACUGCCACGUGAACUUUCGUUCUGCGCACACACUAUUUGUCAACCGAGUGUGUUGGUGGUGUUGGACACCAAGAAUGACGAGCGUUUCCGCGAGAAUCCGAUGGUCAAGGGCGACAAGGGAGCCGUCAAGAUCCGGUACUACGCCGGCGCGACCAUCUUCUCGCGCGACGGACACGCACUUGGCACAGUGGCUGUGCUGGACACCAAGCCGAGAAGGGAGGCGGACCAGGAGCACAUUGGCAUGUUGCAACACCUGAGCUUCCUGGCAAGCGAGAAGAUGACGCAGAGCACCAUCCAGGAAGAUAGUGAUAGCGAAUUUCUAUGAACCACCAAGUAACGAGUGAUGAGAUUGUCCAUGUCAAGAAACCCCUAGCAAAGUACAAGUAGUGCAACUUCAACAAUGUUUAACCGUUUUGAUCCUAUGAAAGUGAGUCCAUGAA